Molecule: messenger RNA, 2032 nt
Organism: Musa acuminata AAA Group (dessert banana)
Lineage: Eukaryota; Viridiplantae; Streptophyta; Magnoliopsida; Zingiberales; Musaceae
Product: sugar transport protein 10-like
Exons: 2
Coding region: 150-1877 (575 amino acids)
Biological process (GO): monosaccharide transmembrane transport
Cellular component (GO): membrane
Molecular function (GO): monosaccharide transmembrane transporter activity
Source: RefSeq, a predicted model, not a curated record
ACACACUCUGGAUUGCCAGACACGGUAAACAAAAGGAUGGAUGCCAACUUCUCAAUAGUAGUAAACGCGCAUCCCUUUGACCGAGCUCUCAAUAUCCAACCCAGAUAAGAUUUCGAUCGCAGAGACCCUAAAGAUGGCGGUGGCCAGGAAUGCGCCCGAGCCCCUGCUUUCAUGGCGCGUCAGACCUUUGUUUGAUCUUCUUGGACGACCAAGCGAAGAGGAGGUAUAAAAAGGAGCCGAGCUACCAGCGUUAUCGUGGAACCCAAAAGGGAAGCAGAAGUAAAACUCUUGCCUUCCCUCGUUCACCACAGAGACGGAGAGCUUGCGCCGAGAUGGCAGGUGGUGGGUUAGCGCCCUCAAAUGGCGAGGUGAAGCACUACAAUGGCCGUGUCACUUCCUUCGUGAUCGUCACUUGCAUGAUCGCGGCCACCGGUGGCCUAAUCUUCGGCUACGACAUUGGCGUCUCGGGGGGUGUGACUUCCAUGGAUGAAUUCCUUGAGAAGUUCUUCCCAUCGGUGUACCAGCAGGAGAAGACGGCCAGCGGGUCGAAGAACCAAUGGUGCCAGUUCGACAGCCAAAUGCUGACGUCCUUCACGUCGUCCCUCUACGUCGCGGGGCUCAUCUCCACCUACUUCGCGUCAAUGGUGACCCAGGCAUUUGGCAGGAAGUCAUCCAUGCUGUUCGGCGGGGCGGCCUUCCUCCUGGGCUCAGCCAUCAAUGGCGUCGCCAUGAACGUGGCCAUGCUCAUCAUCGGCCGCAUUCUGCUCGGUGUCGGCGUGGGGUUCGCCAACCAGGCCGUCCCGCUUUACUUGUCCGAGAUGGCACCGCCGCAGCUCCGAGGGGCGCUCAACAUGGGGUUCCAGAUGGCCACCACCAUCGGCAUCUUCGUCGCCGGCCUUGUGAAUUAUGGCACGGGAAAGCUCCAUGCGGGAUACGGGUGGCGCAUAUCGGUGGCCCUUGCUGCCGUGCCGGCUCUCAUCAUGACCCUUGGUGCCAUCGCCCUCCCCGACACCCCCAACUCCCUCGUCGAGCGUGGCCUGCGCGACCAGGCCAAGGCCACGCUUCAGAAGAUCCGGGGGACCGACGACGUCGAGGCGGAGCUGCAGGACAUGAUCGAGGCGAGCGAGGAGGCGAAGAAGGUGAGCGACCCCUGGAGUAGCAUCCUCCGCCCGGAACACCGCCCGCAUCUCGUCAUGGCCAUCGCCAUCCCCAUGUUCCAGCAGCUCACCGGCAUCAACGUGAUCAUGUUCUACGCGCCGGUGCUCUUUAAGACCAUCGGCUUCGGGGACAGCGCCUCGCUCAUGUCGGCCGUCAUCUCCGGCCUCGUCAACGUCUUCGCGACCACCGUGUCCAUCGCAACCGUCGACAAGUUCGGCCGCAGGGUCCUGUUCCUGGAGGGCGGGAUUCAGAUGGUGGUGAGCCAGGUGGCCGUCGGGGCCAUCCUGGGGACCUUCUUCGGGGAUGCCGGCACCGGGAAGCUCUCGCCAGGGUUGGCCAACCUGGUGCUGGCGCUCAUCUGCGUCUACGUCGCAGCGUUCGCGUGGUCGUGGGGGCCGCUCGGCUGGCUGGUACCCAGCGAGAUCUUCCCGCUCAACAUCCGGUCGGCGGGGCAGUCGAUCGUGGUCGGCGUCAACUUCUUCUUCACCUUCGUCAUCGCGCAGCUCUUCCUCAUGGCGCUCUGCCACCUCAAAUCCGGUCUGUUCCACCUGUUCGCUGCCUUCGUGGUAGUGAUGACAUUGUUCGUCGUCUUCCUGGUGCCCGAGACGAAGGGCGUGCCCAUCGAAGAGAUGACUCUGGUGUGGAAGAAGCACUGGUUUUGGAAGAAGUACAUGCUCGACGACCACAUCACGCCAUCGGUGCACCGGCGAGAAGACUGAAGAUGUCAUGCAUGAGUCUCUGUUUGCUGAUAUGAGAGAAACAAACAACACAGGUUGUGUGUAGUCCACAAAAAGUGUGGCCUCAUACGUCCUCAAUUUUCCCAGAUACAAUUAUGUAUGUUUACAAUCUAUCAGUAACAAGGUUCGUGGUGGAA